This is a messenger RNA of Rhipicephalus microplus (southern cattle tick), 648 nucleotides long. RefSeq lists its product as uncharacterized. The record is from RefSeq and is a predicted model, not a curated record. NCBI's taxonomy places the organism in Eukaryota, Metazoa, Arthropoda, Arachnida, Ixodida, Ixodidae.
AUGAAACUUCAAAAGCACCGGAGCAAUCCUGCACAGCGUGCAGAGUACCUUCAGAGGGCGACCUUCAAUUACAGGCUGAGCCGCGCACGCCGCCUCAUUGAAAAUGCAUUCGGCAUUAUGUCAAGUCGGUGGCGGAUUCUCCGCAGAGCCUUUAGGGCCUCAGAGACCACCACCGAAAACAUCAUCCGGGCAUGUGUCGUGCUGCACAAUUUCAUGCUCCAGGAGUCGCCACAUGCAAGGCUGACAUAUAAUCCACCUGGCUAUGUGGACCAUGAGGACUGGCAGGGCAGAUGCAUGGAAGGAGCUUGGAGGGACGGCGACGAUGACCCCUCUAUAUUUAAGGAGCCCACUGCAUCUGGCUGUCACUCCGCUAGAGUGGCGAUAAAUGUCCGGGAGAAGCUCGCCAAAUUCUUUAUGAAUGAAGGCCAAGUUCCGUGGCAAGAGCGCAUCGUCACUCGGGCAGGUCAGCGGGUAAACUGAAGCCUGAGUAAAGGCAGAUACCCUUUAUAUCACUUGUUGUUCAAAUUGUAUUGUCAGUAUAUAUUGUAUUGUUCCUCCUUAAAAAGAACGGGACAGCGUUAUAGCCUCAGUAUGGAACUGGCAUCCAUCUUGAUUUGCUUUAUUCCCAACUUCAUCCUUCUUUUCUUU